GAGCGGUCGGCGCGGCGCUCCGGCAGUCACCGCGCUGACGGACGUCGGACGGGCUGUCGCCGGUCACGGCUUCCUCCCUCCACUUUCGGAACCACGUAACUGAAGGCCAACGCGUGCAUAACAUGCUGUGUAACCAAACUGUUCUUAUAAAAUUCGUGAUAAAGUUUAGUGCUACGUGAACUUUGUGUGAGCGAUGUGACGUGCCGAGUGAUUUUGUCACAGCGGACUUCGUGUUAUUGUUAUCGAGCAUGCAGUAGCAACGGCUGCGGCCGAUGGCGCCCGGGCUGCUGCUGGCGCUGCUCGCCGCUCUGCUGGCACCCGCCGGCACCCUGCACCGCAGCCGUCGCGAGUCGAGCGAGUCGACGACGAGUUUCGGGGUUGGCAGCUUCCACGUGCCGGCGCCGCUGAGUGAGGCGGAGGCGGCAGCGGAGGCGGCGGCGGAGGCGGCGGCGGAGGCGGCGGCGGAGGCGGCGGGCGUGCCGGCGUGGCGCGAGCUGUGGUACGCGUCGCUGGAGGCGCUGCACCGCGAGCCCGUGCUCAACAACACGCAGGAGGACGUGCUGGCGCAGCUCGGAGGCCUUGCCUUCCUGCACUGCCCCGUCCGCAACCUUGGCGAACGCGGAAUAUCCUGGGUGAGACGGCGGGACUGGCACAUCAUCAGCUCCGGUGUCUUUAUGUACACCAACGACGAGCGAUUUCAGGUACUGCACAGCGAGGGGUCCGACGAUUGGAUCCUGCAGAUCAAGUAUGUGCAGAAACGAGAUAACGGCACGUAUGAAUGUCAGGUGUCGUCGGGCGGCGGCACGCUGUCGCGCCUGGUGCACCUGCACGUGGUGGUGCCCGAGGCGUUCAUCCUCGGCGCCGACGAGUACCACGUGGACGCCGGCUCCACUAUCAACCUCGUCUGCAUUAUUGAGAAGAGUCCGGUGCCGCCGCAGUACGUGUUCUGGUACCACAACGCGCGCAUGAUCAACUACGACGCGGCGCGCGGCGUGGCCGUGCACACGGCGCCGGGCGCGCGCACGCAGUCCGCGCUCACCAUCCGCGCCGCGCGCCCCGCGCACUCGGGCAACUACUCGUGCCGCGCCGCCAACACCGAGCCCGCGCACAUCUACGUGUACGUGUCGGAGGGCAGCGACAAGAUGGCGGCCACGCUCAGCCGCAGCGCCAGCGUGGCGUGCCGCCGCAGCACCGCGCUCACGCUCGCGUCGGCCGCGCUGCUGCUCGCCCUCCUCUUGACCUCCACCCCGUACCGUGCCGAGUGUCAAUACUAGCGCUAACAACUAGUCGUCUUUGCAUCCUCUUCGAAUAAGAGCAUUCCUCUGUCUCAUAUUAUGUGACUUGGCUUUAACAUUAUUAUUUCGAAAUAUGAACACCAGAAUAAUUAUUGAGGUGACGAAAUAUGUACUCUCUAGGAUUAUGGUAAUAUUGAAUCUUAUUUUUGUUUGUUUAUUUGUAACGAAACGCAAAAUACAUCUUCGUUUUCGUUUUGGUCAUCGUUUAUUAUCAGAGCACAGGUCGAGACAUAUUUUAUAUUAAAUGCGUCUUUCUCAUAAUAUACAUAAUUAUAAAUAUUAACUAUAAUGAAAUCAGAAAAUUGAUACAAUAAAUAACCUCAAAAAUGUACACCCAAGCUAUCCGCCGCGGCUUUACCCGACCGGAAAGAAUGACCAACAAACAAACGCACACACAAACACAAUUUCUCAUUUAUAAUAUUAGUAAGAAUUGCGCCAAAAAAAAAUAAAGCAGCUGUAAAGUAUACUCAUUUUUAUUUUAAUUUUAUCACUAGUUGUGUGGAUAAUAUGUUGUGGACAAAAAAAAACAAUUAAGUUACGUUAACGUUGUGAAAAUGUAUUAAUAUUCGAUGACGAAUUUGUGAACUUCACUGAGAUUAUUAUAAUUAUAUAAAUUUUGCUCAAUGUAAGUUGAUUAGGUGUACACAGUAUAGUUAUUGUCAGCGGAGAGCAGGCGGGGCCGCCGCCAGCGCCGACACAUCUGCUAUUGAUUUGUUACUUGUGUUAUUGUGUUAUCUUAGCAUUGCUGAGAAUUACUAGAUUAUUUAAUAAUUAUAAGGUUAAAUUAAUGAAUUAGUUAAGAUAUUUAUAUAGUUGGAAUUAAAUCCAACUAACUCUACAAGUAAUUUAUAAUAGUUCGAACCCUAUUUGUUUUGAUUAAAACUGAUGAAACGUCUGUAAGUACAUGUAAAUAAAAUUAUAGAUAAAUGUCGUUUAUUAUAAUAUUAAAAACUUUCCUAAUGUUUCAGGAAUUUUAACUGUUUUCUUAAACUCGAAAUUGUAAUAUA
Zerene cesonia (dogface butterfly) is the source of this 2302-nucleotide messenger RNA. RefSeq names its product zwei Ig domain protein zig-8-like. The transcript is spliced from 7 exons. Gene Ontology annotation, cellular component: neuron projection membrane. Gene Ontology annotation, biological process: synapse organization. The coding region runs from base 273 to 1274 and encodes 333 amino acids. The record is from RefSeq and is a predicted model, not a curated record. Lineage: Eukaryota; Metazoa; Arthropoda; Insecta; Lepidoptera; Pieridae.